UCAAGCUACCUAGUAGUUUAGAAACAUUCCCCAUUGAUUUGCACUGGUGUUCGAGCCCAAAGACACGAAAUAUCCACUGAAACGCAAUUGAAAUGUCGACUUCUCGGAGAAGAAAGGCAGUAAAACAAGACUCCCAAGAUACUACUGACCUUCCAACAAAAAAGAUAAAAAAAGAACCUCUUGCUUUGGACAGUAACAAUAAUGUCAAUGGCAAAAGCUGCUCUAAACUUUCUCCCACAUGGGAGUAUGAAUCUGGUAAAGACAAGUGGAUCCAAUAUACCUGUGACCAAAAUAAAGAACUGAGUGGUGCUUUUAAAGAUGGCAAGGGAUCCAUUGAGAUCACACAAAACAAGUCUACCAUUGUCGUCAUAUUUGAUAGAAUGGUACAGAGGAAUGUUAAAUCUGGGUUUGAGAAGAGAGUGAGAUGUCUGUCUCUUGAUGAUGAUGAACAAUAUUAUUGGCAAUGGAAAGAAUUCAAGGACAAAUGGACAACCUACCCAGCAUUCRCCAUAUUAAUACUUGAGGCAGCAAGAGCACAUAGUAUGAAUAGUAUUACAUGGAAAGAACAAGGGAAGGAAAUUACAGUAGAUCUUGAUAAACUAACACAGAUAAAGAAGGGUAAUAAAACUUUGAAAAAAGUCAGGCGAUUUCGAUCUGAUGAAGCAGAUCCUCCACAAGCACAAAACGCGUCUACAGCAAAAAUGAAACUUGCUACAACGACGAAGAUGCAUCCAGCUUCAAAGAAAGUCAAGAAUGAACCAAAGCCUGAAGAAGCACCAAACAUGAAAUCUUUGGUUUUCAAAGGCAACGCACCAAUCGACUCCUACUGCCCUAUUAAGGAUAAGGUGCAUAUAUACUGUGAAGGCUCAGAUAUGUGGGAUGCCAUGUUAAACCAGACUAAUGUGCAGAACAACAACAAUAAGUUUUACCUCAUUCAACUGCUUGAAGAUGACCUGGCUAAAAAGUACUAUGUAUGGAUGAGAUGGGGAAGAGUUGGAUUCAGUGGGCAAAACACUUUGCACACUUGUGGUGCUUCCCUUGAUGAAGCCAAGAAAAUUUUCACCAAGAAAUUCAGUGAUAAAACUAAAAAUACCUGGGAGGAGCGGCAAAGCUUUGCUAAAGUUUCUGGCAAGUAUGACCUUCUUAUUAUGGACUAUAAAGCACAAGACGAGAGGAAUAAAGUGGAUUUAGUUAAGGAGGAGAAGCCCAUUGUAGAGCCAUCUAAGCUGGAUGUGAGGAUUCAAACUUUAAUUGAAUUGAUAUGUAAUGUGCAGGCAAUGGAGGAGAUGUUAAAAGAAAUGAAGUAUGACACUAAUAAAGCUCCUUUAGGAAAACUGACAACAGAACAGAUCAGAGCAGGCUAUGAAGCUCUCAAGGACAUUGAAAGUUGUAUUAAUGGCAAAGAUUUUGGAAAGAAACUUGUCAAAGCAUGUGAUGCAUUUUACACAAGGAUACCACACUGCUUUGGAAUGAAAAGACCUCCACUAAUUACAUCAUCAGAAGAAGUUAAGAUCAAAAUACAACUGCUAGAGGCACUUGGCGAUAUUCAGAUAGCUGUGUCCAUGCUUAAAGACGAGGUGAUUGACAAGGAUCACCCAAUAGACAGACACUACAAAUCCCUGCAGUGUGAUAUGACACCCCUUGACCACACCCAUGAUGAAUUCAAGUUGGUGGAGCAGUAUCUUCUUAACACACAUGCCAAGACACAUAACCAGUAUAACUUAGAACUGGUGGAUGUGUUUGCACUAAAGCAUCAUAAUGAAGAUUUCAAAGAUUUAGGAAACAGGAUGUUACUAUGGCAUGGUUCUAGACUUACUAACUGGGUGGGGAUCAUCAGACAAGGUCUGCGAAUUGCACCACCUGAAGCACCUGUCACUGGAUAUAUGGUAAGGAUAAAUUAGCAAUGCUAUUUCUUUA
Molecule: messenger RNA, 1917 nt
Organism: Exaiptasia diaphana
Lineage: Eukaryota; Metazoa; Cnidaria; Anthozoa; Actiniaria; Aiptasiidae
Product: poly [ADP-ribose] polymerase 2
Exons: 12
Coding region: 93-1901 (602 amino acids)
Molecular function (GO): zinc ion binding; NAD+ poly-ADP-ribosyltransferase activity
Source: RefSeq, a predicted model, not a curated record